Rubroshorea leprosula is the source of this 862-nucleotide messenger RNA. NCBI's taxonomy places the organism in Eukaryota, Viridiplantae, Streptophyta, Magnoliopsida, Malvales, Dipterocarpaceae. The record is from the annotation of a GenBank genome assembly.
ACUGCUCUCUCCACUCUUCUCCCACUUUCUUUUUUCCUCGCCUUUUUCUUCUAUUUUCUCUCUUCAAAAUCCCUAUUCUUCUUUCUUUAUCUACUCCCUUCUUCCUCCUCUUUGUUUCCUCCCUAAUAAUCAUGGGUGACUCUUCUGCUUCAUAUAUUCACAUGGUGCAUCAUCUUAUAGAGGAGUGUUUGGUAUUCAACAUGAGCAAAGAAGAGUGCAUGGAAGCUUUGUUUAAGCAUGCAGAUAUCAAGCCAAUCAUCACCUCCACAGUGUGGAAUGAGUUAGAGAAGGAGAACAAGGAGUUUUUUGAGGGGUACGCAAGCAGAAGAGAGCAGAGAGCAAGUGACAUGGAGAUGAAGAGAAGGAUUCAGAACAUGCUCUCCAAUUCUUCCAUAAGGGACACCAAGGAGUAAUUCUGUAGCCGAAGAAGACGAUAAAACUCGGGAGUAAUUCUAUGGUAGAAGGCUACGAAAGGAAGCAAAACGACGUAGUAUGAUGGUUGUACACUUUGUACUAGCUCCUGUUUGUUGUCGGUUAAUAAAAGGAAGUUGAGAAGCGUGACGGUAAGAACCCAUGCCAUGUGGAGUCCACGUGGCGGUCAGUUUUCCCAGCCUUUUUCCUCCUUUGCUUGCAUUUUCUUUUUUAAAACAAAGGAUAAUUAUCUAUUAAUGCCAUUAUAUUUUUUUAAUAAUAGAUUUAAAAAAAAAAAGAAGGAGAAUUGGGGAUCAAAUACUAUACACCCGGUGGUGUAUCUACUUAAGGAGCAAAGUGGUACCACUCUGCCCAUUGGGUGGGGAACUUCUUGCGUGUCUUCUAUGCCAUUGUAAAUUAGAUUUUGGCCCACGCCUACCUAUCAUUAAUG